Molecule: messenger RNA, 753 nt
Organism: Trichoplax adhaerens
Lineage: Eukaryota; Metazoa; Placozoa; Uniplacotomia; Trichoplacea; Trichoplacidae
Exons: 2
Coding region: 1-753 (250 amino acids)
Biological process (GO): positive regulation of DNA-templated transcription
Cellular component (GO): nuclear body
Source: RefSeq, a predicted model, not a curated record
AUGUCCUCAGAUAGGAAGAAGAGAAGUGAAAAUUUUUCAUAUGAAGAGACUAAAUGCCUGAUCGCUAUCUGGAAAAGUAAGGUAAUAGAACUAAAGAGCCUUAAAAGGAACCAUCACGUAUUCAAUGUCAUAUCAGAAGAAAUGCAUAAACUUGGCUACGAUCGAGAUUCACAGAUUAUACACUUCAAAAUCAAUAAUUUAACACAACAAUAUCGAAAACUACAACGCAAACUACAAUCUGGCGCGAUUUCUCAUGCGGAUGUCAGCCUACUGUGGCCGUUCUUUUGCCCAAUUGAAGAAAUUUUUAAUUCAGUAAUCCAUUUUUCAGAAUCUGAACAAGAUAAGAUCUUAACGAAUAAUAUAUCCUUAGAUAAAAUCGAAACCAAUAACGUAACGCACGACAUUCAUCAAUCUAUUCCUCUCUUUGCCGACAUGACUCGUGAUAAUGAACGAGUUUCUAUGAACGACCCUAAAGAUAGUAUUAGAGGUGAACAUGACGAACAUUUGGCAAGAAUGCGCUUACUUAACAAGGCAGAAAAUAGACAGUUAUUGAGUCUUUCUAGGAAAAGAAAAAGAAAUCUAGAAGUCGACGACGUAUUGGAAAAUUUACUUAAAAUGCAACAAGACUUUAAUUUAUCGUUAUCCAAAAUUCACAAUGACCAAAUGACAGCAUUAAAUCGUUUGAUUGAGCUACAACAAGAAUCUAACAAUAUACAGAGCAAAAUGCUGAAGUUACUAGACAAAGCCGGUUAA